Molecule: messenger RNA, 752 nt
Organism: Tremella mesenterica DSM 1558
Lineage: Eukaryota; Fungi; Basidiomycota; Tremellomycetes; Tremellales; Tremellaceae
Exons: 4
Source: RefSeq, a predicted model, not a curated record
CCUACUUCAGAACAGUGGUGUGUCCGGUUCAUCACAAAGAGACGUUAGAAGACUCUAUAUAUCCCCGGAAACUCUAAGAGCUCAUAGGUUGGUAGCGGGCGACUGGGUGUUCCUCAGGUCAUCCGACACGGAGAUUGGACGAGCAGCGCAAUUAUGGCCACGACUUGAUGUACAAGAAGAUGCUGUGGUAAUGGGUGACAUGGGCUUUCCUGUGGAGAGCCAGACAAUUGAGGUCGUACCGUUCGAUCCUUGCUCUCACCCUCCGCCCCUGCUCCGGUCUGUAACUCUUGUCAACCUGUCCUCGACUUCGAAGGAGCCACAAACUUCGAAAGAGGUUGAAUGGAUCAAAGCAACUGUAAAAGAUUCUCUCGCAACACUCAAAUAUGUUUCCAAGGGUCAGCGAUUUUCCGUCCCGACCGGAGAUAGCCUAAGGAGUUACAUGGUCCACUCGAUAGAGAUUUCUGCGAAGCCCAACGUGUCUAAAGUCCCGGGAGACCCAAACUCUCUUGCAAAGCGCCUGCAGGGGCUGACAGUGAAAGUUGGAUCAACAGAGGAAUUGGGAAUCUGUCAAUUCGAUUGGCGGACACAAAUCAGGUGGGACGGAGAGGCCGCAACAACAGCCUCGACUCUCGAAGGGUCUACUUUGAAACGCGUUCCGGUAGUGGGCCCGACGACAAAUCUGAACAAUUCGAUCUCGCGGCUUAGAACCCAAGAUCCAUCUACCGAUCUAUCACCAUUCUCUACCCUUGGUG